Messenger RNA from Penicillium brasilianum, 789 nucleotides. Lineage: Eukaryota; Fungi; Ascomycota; Eurotiomycetes; Eurotiales; Aspergillaceae. The record is from the annotation of a GenBank genome assembly.
AUGUUAAGUCCGAACGCGAUGACAGCCCCUCACCUUAAAUCGGACGAAGUCAUCCUCUUGCCUAAAACUGUUUCGCCUGCAACACUCGAGCAAGAGAUUGUAAAGAGAUACAAGCAGCUACGACUCCAUGGUCUCAAAGUCGAUCCUCGGUCAUUCUCCUCAACCUACGAGGACGAGUCCAAGUUCGAAGACGACGUAUGGUUAUCCCGGAUACACAACCCAGUUGGCAAGACUUUUGCCGCUGUGGCCGACUUCAACGCUCAAUCACAAACCAUCCCGGCUGAAACGCUUGUUGAAGCCAAUGAAGCCGAUGAUGCGCUUGAAAGGUUACUACGCAAAGAAUGGGUGGGCAUCGUGUCACUGCUGGGACCGGGGGUGUUCUCCAGGCCAAACGAGGGCGUCGCGACAGGGCUGAACCAGCCUUACGAAGUGUUCAUACAGAACAACAAGUACCAAAUUCCAAUGACCACAUCUGAGCUGGGUGAUUUGAGCGGUGCACAUCUGGUUUACCUGAUUGUGGGCAUGUUUGUUUCACCUUCAGGCCGGCGACGAGGACACGGACAGCGUCUCAUGGAGGCGGCAAUUGCGGCUGCUACCGAGGAGGUUCGCGCGCUUGGAGGAAGCAAAGCGAGCAUCACUGUGCAGGUCGAGUCUGGCAAUCUGCGUGCACAGCGUCUAUACGAGAGAGUGGGGUUCAAGGUGGUCGAUGAAGCAAUAGUAAUUGAGAACCGUCAGGGGGCAAAGUCGGCGGCAGUGUGCUUGGAGCUGGAAGUUGAUAUUUCGAUUUGA